GACGAAAGCAGAAACCACAAGCACGUACAGCGCGCAUGAGCGGAGUGCGCCUACGUCAUUUUGUAGGGUAAAAGAGCAGUCACCAGUCUAUAGCGACUGAUAAAUAUGUCUUUGUUGCAUCAAACUCUUUAACCCAACUCGCAGCUGCCGACAACGAUCCGGCCACUGUAUUCUCUUUAUCCACUUUCCACACUCACUUCCUUCAUUUCAACGGACCCCUCGUCUUUGAUACACACGCAAUGGGAGUUCCAGCUCUUUUCAGAUGGCUUGCUAACAAGUACCCAAAGAUUACAACCAAUGUUGUCGAAGAGCAGCCAAGGGAGAUUGAUGGUGUCAUCGUACCCAUCGAUAUCACACAACCUAAUCCAAAUAACGAAGAAAACGACUAUUUAUAUCUGGACAUGAACAACAUUAUUCAUCCAUGCUGUAAACCAGAGGGAAAGCCGCCACCAACCAACGAGGAAGAGAUGUUCAUAGCCAUUUUCGCCUACAUUGAGCGCAUUGUGAACAUGGUCAGACCCCGCAAGAUGCUCUACAUGGCUGUUGAUGGAGUCGCUCCUCGUGCCAAGAUGAACCAGCAGCGCUCGAGACGUUUCAGGACCGCACAGGAAGCAAAGGAAAAGGCUGCAAGCGAAGAGGCUGCCUGGGAAGAGUUAACACCCGAAUUGAAAGCCCAGCGCCCGGACCAUGACGCUCAACAAAAGUUCGACUCCAAUUGUAUUACGCCCGGAACGCCCUUUAUGGUCAACUUGGGCAAGAUUCUACGAUUCUGGGUCGCCAAAAAGCUGAAUGAGGAUCCAGGCUGGAUGAAUCUCAAAGUCAUCCUUUCGGACGGCAGUGUACCCGGUGAGGGAGAGCACAAGAUGAUGAACUUUAUCCGAUCUCAACGAGCGGCGGAACAUCACAACCCCAACACCAGCCAUGUCAUCUAUGGAUUGGAUGCUGAUCUGAUCAUGUUGGCACUUGGCACACACGAGCCCUACUUUAAGGUUCUUCGAGAGGAUGUAUUCUUCCAGGAGGGCAGCUCAAAGAAUAAAUGCUUUCUUUGCAACCAGACCGGUCACCAGGCUGCGCAGUGCCAAGGCAAGACCAAGAUCAAGUCUGGCGACUUUGAUGAAAAAGCACCUCCAGCGGCUGUGAAGCCUUACAUCUACCUCAAUGUCAGCAUUCUUCGUGAAUAUCUUGAGGUCGAGCUCAAAGUCGAGAACUUGUCUUUUGAAUGGGACCUUGAGAAGGCGAUUGAUGACUGGGUGUUCUUGUGUUUCUUUGUCGGAAACGAUUUCCUACCUCAUCUUCCGUCACUGGAAACACGAGAGGGUGCCAUUGAUAUCUUGAUCGAGAUUUGGAAGCAGGUUCUUCCAUUGAUGGGCGGGUACAUGACGCGGAACGGCGAUGUCGACUUGAAGCGCGCUCAGCUCUUAAUGACUGAGCUCGGCAAGAAGGAGGACGGAAUCUUCCAAGAACGUCGCGAGAAAGAGGAGCGAAGGAUGAAGAACAACAAGCGCAGAAAGAUUGAGGACCAGGCAAGAGCUAUGUAUUCAUCAAAGGAAGGAGGCGCAGCACUUUCGCAGAACGCUAUCUGGAACAUGCCUGCCGUCGCUGUCAAGGGUCUGAGCAAUAAAGCAGAGGCAGAGAAGGAGGUGGCGGCUUUGAACAAGAAGAUCAUGGAGGAAAAGGUCCGGAUAAGGACCGCUUCGAACCAAGCAGCAGCCGCGCUCUUGAAGGCUGAACUAGCACAACAGGAUACCAUAGAGAGCACGGUCGAGGAUGAGAAGAACCAGGACGCAACAGAGACCUCAACGGAAACUCCUGUAGAGAACGCAUCGACCGAGGAUGCACCGACUGAAACUGCACCCGAGGAUGCAACAAUGCAUGAGGUCAAUCCCUUGAAGCGCACUAUUGGUGAGGUCAUCGACGACGAAAAGAAUGAUGAGGAGUCUGAGCUCGACGAGGAUGACGACACCGAGGCAGCUGCCACACCCACUCCUAUUCCCGCUGCAGUUAUCAAGAAGAAGGUUGUCGACGACGACGAGGAGCCCGAGGACAACGUCAGGCUAUGGGAGCCUGAGUACAAGGAACGUUACUACCGUAACAAGUUCCGCAUUGAACUCUCUGACACUGAGGCCCGGCGAGCUAUUGUGAAGAGCUAUAUUGAGGGAUGCUGCUGGGUUAUGAAGUACUACAUGCAAGGAUGUCCGUCUUGGCAGUGGUACUACCCUUACCACUAUUCACCCUUUGCCUCGGAUUUUGUGGAUAUCGGCGAUAUCGAGAUCAACUUUGAGCUCGGUCAGCCAUUCCAUCCUAUCGAGCAACUCAUGGGAGUCUUGCCCGCUGGAAGUAAGCAGCACAUUCCGCCUGUCUUCCAGCCGUUGAUGUAUGAGGAGGGUUCUCCUAUUAUCGACUUCUACCCUGAGAACUUUGAGCUAGAUUUGAAUGGAAAGAAGUUCGCCUGGCAAGGUGUUGUGCUUCUGCCAUUUCUGGACCCCAAACGAUUGCUUGAUGCCAUGGCACCACUUUAUCCCAGGCUGACCGAGGACGAGGUUGAGCGCAACAAAUUUGGCAAGGAGGUGCUUUUUGUUAGCGAGAAGAGCAAACUCUACGACGUCUUAUGCGACAAACUGUACAGUUCCCGAAGCGAAGGCGAGGUUUACUAUAUGGACUACAAGAAGAGUGGACGUCUACUGGGAAACGUGUCUCGGGAUCCUCAGUGCAUCCCUCGCAGCUCGUUUCCAUCACCUUUGGUGGACUAUGGGCUCGAGGACAUCCCCAUUGAUACGUCGAUCAGCGCCAUCUUUUCGAAUCCUCCUCUCCCUGAGGGCUUCCUACACCAGGCGACCAUGCUUAAAGGUGUCAAUCCGCCCAGGCGUGUGCUUUCUUCGGACGAUAUUCAGUGGAUCAAGAACGGUGGUGGAUCACAACGAGGCGGCGGACGCGGUGGUCGUGGUGGCCGUGGUGGCCGCGGCGGCUAUAACAACUACAAUAACCGUGGACAGAACAAUGGAUACUCAGGUGGUUUUGAUCGCAAUGGCAGAGGUGGCUCAAGCUUUAGGGGUGGUCGAGGCGGAUACACGCCAGAUAACCGCGGCGCUGCUGAUCGAACUUAUCCUGGUCAGAGCUACGACCGAUCCUAUCCUCAGAGCGGUGGAUCUGGGUAUGGAGGCUACAACGCUGGCCCCAACAACGACGGCUCACGAUUUCCCAAGCCAGAUCCUUACCAUGGCUACGACUCACGACCAGGAAACAUCAACUAUAGCGGCGGAGGAGGUCGCAGUGGCAGAGGUGGAUACGGCGAUUCUGGAUACCGAGGAAACUCUCCUAGCCAACGAGGCGGCUACUCUAACCGCGGUGGACAUGGCGGCGAUCAGCAAAGCUAUGGAAGGCAGGGUGGCUAUGACAACGCGUCCAAUAGUAGCUACGGCGGUGGUGGUUCAUACGACAACUACAGUCGUGGGGGACCUUCUCAGUCCUAUGGUAGCGGAUAUGGCGGCCACCAAGGUGGUGGAGGAUAUGGCAACCGCUCGUCUGGCGGAUAUAACGGCGGCGGUGGAUCGCGCGGAGGCUAUGGUGGAAACCGUGGGGGAUACAGCAAUGGCGGAGCACCAGGGUAUGCCCCUGCUCCACAGUACCCUCAUCAGCAGCCACCAGCCGUUCCUGGAUUUGCGCCUGUGAACAACUAUGGACUGCCUGCGGCUCCUGUAGUACCUGCCUACCCUGCCCCCGUUGGGGGAUAUGGAGGAGCUGUGCCACCGGGCAUUCUCCCUGGCCAAGCUGCACCACAUACUGGCUCGCCAGGACAGGGCUGGUAUGGACACUCUGCUCGCCCCUCGACCAAUCGUGGAGGACGUGGAGGCUACAAGAACAACUUGCCCCCCUUCCCUUAUCCCCAGCAACGGCAGUAAGCCCUUGGCGUGGAGUACAGCUGAAGAUCACCUUCUUUCAUGGCUUCAUAUUACUAUUUCAUAAUACAUUGUCUGUAUCAUAUCUAUACUCAGCUUUUUUUUUUGGCACUCUAUUUUCUUUAUUCCAUUUCCUCGAGUUUGAAGACGAG
Messenger RNA from Gamsiella multidivaricata, 4048 nucleotides. RefSeq names its product XRN 5'-3' exonuclease N-terminus-domain-containing protein. The record is from RefSeq and is a predicted model, not a curated record. Gene Ontology annotation, molecular function: zinc ion binding; 5'-3' RNA exonuclease activity; RNA binding. Gene Ontology annotation, biological process: nuclear-transcribed mRNA catabolic process. NCBI's taxonomy places the organism in Eukaryota, Fungi, Mortierellomycota, Mortierellomycetes, Mortierellales, Mortierellaceae. The coding region runs from base 240 to 3899 and encodes 1219 amino acids. Gene Ontology annotation, cellular component: nucleus. The transcript has 7 exons.